This is a messenger RNA of Daucus carota subsp. sativus, 2411 nucleotides long. RefSeq names its product methyl-CpG-binding domain-containing protein 13. The coding region runs from base 455 to 2206 and encodes 583 amino acids. The record is from RefSeq and is a predicted model, not a curated record. The transcript has 7 exons. Lineage: Eukaryota; Viridiplantae; Streptophyta; Magnoliopsida; Apiales; Apiaceae. Gene Ontology annotation, molecular function: DNA binding.
ACGACUUUUUCGACUCAAAAACACUCUCAACUCUCCUUUACUUACCAGAUUAAACAUUAAUAAACAUUCUUCACAGAUUCCGGCGGAGUGAUGGCGGAGAAAUCUUCGCCGUCGGAGUGGCAGCUUCCGGCCGGCUGGACCUCCACGGUCAAAACCUCAAAAAACGGUCGAAAAUACAAGCGCCUUUUGAAUGAGGAUUUGAGAAGAGUUGCACUUUGGAGAGGACAACACGAUGAAAGAGAUAGAAGAAUACGAGCACCCUAAGAUGAAGUUAGACACCCUGAAGCAUAGUUCUUGAACUUUGUGCUAUACUGAUCCUUCGCAAAAACUCAAAUUCCUCUCAAAACCUGAGGUGAUUCGUUAUCUUAACAGAGUUGAAUCCAAUCUCCCGCUCAAAUCAGAAGGCAGUAGUGAAGAUCCCGGGCCUCCUAGACUACCAGAAAAAAGCAAGGAGAUGAUCGUGCAAUCUGACAAAAAUGUUGUAGUUGAGGAGGCUGUUGCAGAAGGACUGCCCCCUGGAUGGAUGAAGGAAGUGAGAGUUACACAAAGGGGUAAAAGCAUCAGAAGAGAUUCGUAUUACACUGAUCCUAUCAGUGGUUACGUAUUUCUCUCCUUAAAGGAUUGUAAGCGCUAUCUUAAAACUGGAGUAUUAGGAAAGUCUUCAUACAAGCCCAAAAAUAAAGAUCAUGUAGAUAUGGAGCUGGAAAGUGAUAAUAUAUCUUCGCCUGCUAUAGAUCAAGGAAAGGAGGUACAAGACGGAGGAAUUGAUAAACCGGGUACUGAGAAUAAAGAAGAGAUACUUACUCCUACCAUCACAGAAGAUCACAUAUGCCUCCAGUAUCCAAAUUCUGAUCAGAGUAGAAGUGACGUAACAGAGAGUGAUUUGAACUCGCAAAGUACCCAAAGUUUGGAGCAAGUAGAAGGGAAAUCGGAUUCCAAUAUAAAUACACUUGUUUCAUCUCCAGUGGUUGAAGAUUAUCCUAAGAACUUAUUGGAAAAUGGGGCGGAAAUCCAUGACACUGACAAGUUUGAGAACAGUAAAAACAAAUCAAAUUCCAAGAGGUCUUCUUCCUUUCCUCGCCGGGCUUCAAAGCGCCUCGCUGGCAUUGAAUUAGACCCAGUGCCUAUAGAGUUAGUGGAAAAUGGGGCAGUACAUGAGACUGACAGGAUCCAGACCAGAAUAAACAAAUCAAAUGACAAGAGUUCAUCUGACUUUCCUCGUCGGUCUUCAAAGCGCCUUGCUGGUGUUGAAUUAGACCCAGUAUUGGAGCUAAAAACUAAUGAUCGAACUCGUCGACCCGCAGCUCAACUGUCAGGAGAAGCAACAACUAGUUUUAGUGGGAAAACUCAUGACUUGCCUACUACAGAAGAGCUUCCUGGAAAAUUUGUAUUGGGAACUAUGACUAGUGAGCAUCAAAGACUGUCUCUUGGCUUGCCCCCGGCAAACUUAGCAAAUUAUGAGGAGCCAGGUGUACAGGAGAAACAGUUACAAUUCUCUGAAGAGCAGGCUGGGGAGAAGGAACCUUCACCUAUUUUAAAAGAACAAGCGGCAGAGGAGAAACCUUUAAAUGCAUCUGGAGAGCAAUAUGAAGCUGAGGAUUUAAUAAUGCUUUCUAAAGAAAAUCAAGGCAAAAAGGAAAAACUUCUGUUUGUUUCGAAGGAGGAAACUGCAGAGAAAGAACAUGCUAAUGUUAUUGAUUCAUUACUUGAAUCAUCUACAAACUUCUCUAUGGCAGAUAUAUGGCAAGACCCAUGCAUUGAGUUUGCCAUUAAAACUUUAACCGGUGUAAUUCCGAUUGGGGAAGAAAACCAGGCUGAUAAGCAGGCUGAUAAGAAUUCUGGGUCAUCAGCAGAAAUGUCUUUCUCGGAUAUAUGGUCGGAUCCUUGUAUUGAAUUUGCAGUAAAGACUCUUACUGGUGAUUUACCCCUGGAUGAGGAUUUAAGUAUGCAGAAUCUUUUGCAGCAGCAAGUCAGCUCAUCAGACACUCAAGGAGUCAGUAGUACUAUGCCUCCAAACAUAAAUAGUUUCUGCCCAACUGAUUACAUAUCACAACGUUGUAGUGCUGCUGAGAAGCCUCAAAAUAGGGAGCAACAAGUUACGGCAGCAUCUAGAAUACCGCAAAGCAGCAGUAGAAGCUUGCAGACAUCAGGCAGCACUGUCCUUCACCAAAGUAUACAGGACAGAACCUCCAGUCAACAUCCAUAAUUUACAGUAUAAUUCUUAGCUUAUAGGUUUGGCAGAAUUAUUUAAGUUAUAUUAGGCGUUUUUCAUCUUUGAUGUUUGCAACUUGUAACUGGAUCCAGGUCCUCAUGUUUUAGCAUUGAUGGUAGGCUUUAGUUGCUUAUCGUUGAUUUGUUCAAAGACAAAACACUGAACAUAUAAUUCAAGUUGGUCAUUUGGUUUGAUGAAA